ACCGGUCAACGCAUCAUGCACAGCGCCAAUUGUUUCCGCUUCCUUUGGGAGGCGCUAUUUCCCCAUUUCCCCAACAAGCUUGCGACGCGUCUCUUCUACGCGUGCGCACAAAGUCUUUCGACCCUCAAACCCGGAUGUAACCAACGCCUAACCUGUCGGAAGGAAAAAACGAUGCAGACUAUAAAAUGUGUAGUUGUUGGGGAUGGUGCAGUGGGAAAAACCUGCUUACUCAUCUCCUACACAACCAACAAAUUCCCCUCAGAAUAUGUGCCUACGGUUUUUGACAACUAUGCAGUGACGGUGAUGAUCGGGGGGGAGCCUUACACACUAGGCCUUUUUGACACUGCAGGUCAGGAGGAUUACGACAGGCUGCGUCCUCUCAGCUACCCACAGACAGACGUGUUCCUUGUGUGCUUCUCUGUCGUCUCCCCGUCAUCAUUUGAAAAUGUCAAGGAGAAGUGGGUUCCUGAGAUUUCCCACCAUUGCCCUCGCACGCCAUUCCUGCUAGUUGGCACUCAGGUGGAUCUACGGGAGGACAGCAACACCAUCGAGAAACUGGCCAAGAAUAAACAGCGUCCCCUGUACCCCGAGAGUGCUGAAAAACUGGCGCGGGAGCUCCGAGCUGUCAAAUACGUGGAGUGCUCCGCUCUCACACAGCGUGGCCUCAAGAACGUGUUCGACGAGGCCAUCCUGGCCGCCUUGGAGCCCCCCGAGACCAAAACCAAGAGGAAGUGCGUCCUGUUAUAGACGAGCAGCAGUCGCAGACCAAACAGAAUAAGUAAUCGCGCAAGGGGGGUGGGGCGAAAUCAAAAACAUCAGUGAGUUCAAUGGCCAAUCGAGACAAUGGGGAAGGUACAAAGAGACUUAAAAGGGGAAUGUGGUGGUGACUGUGCCUUCAAAAAUAAAGAGUUUAAAGGUCAGUAGUGUGCAGUACAGUAAACGCGGGUAGUUCAGCCGUCUCCUUCUCAUCGCUGAAAGUGCAGUGUUCUCCACAAAUGGGGCAGGAACCCUCCACCUCCCUUUAAAGAGAUGUUUAUUAUUAUAUAAUUGCUUUUGACUCACGUGGCCUCCUGGGGCAUCUUCCCCAGUUAGAUGGAGUGAAAAAAAAAGACAAAAAAAGUAGUUUUUAGUCAAGGGGCAACUUAAUGAUAAGUGGUACUCUUAUCUUUUUUGACUGAUUUGAAUGAUGGAAGCACAAGAGGUUGAAUACACUCCAAACAACGGUAGUGCUCUGCAACUGCUACUUCCUUCCUUCCACUCAGUGAUUAGUGUGGAGGCCAUUUUCACUUUUUUUUUCCCUACUGCGGGUGACUUAAAAGAAUUUCUAUUUUAUUCUUUCUUUGUGUAUAUUGCAUUGAUUUAUGUGACUUUAUUUUGGGACCUUUCAAGCAGUAAUUUGUUUUCAAUUUGAAACUUGGUUUUAUUUUUUUUUUUGAGUACCAACAGGGCGAUUGAUACUGCAAAAUGAAAAUUGAGCUGUAAUAUUUUGCAUAGAUCUUAAUCUCGAGUGAUUGAGAUGUUAGCCUUUGCUAGUUAAAUUCGUGGGAGUUUGUAAUCGCAUAUUUGUAAUAAAAUGGUUUAACUGA
Corythoichthys intestinalis (scribbled pipefish) is the source of this 1586-nucleotide messenger RNA. RefSeq names its product cell division cycle 42, like (gene cdc42l). The transcript has 7 exons. Gene Ontology annotation, molecular function: protein kinase binding; GTP binding; GTPase activity. The record is from RefSeq and is a predicted model, not a curated record. The coding region runs from base 16 to 747 and encodes 243 amino acids. Gene Ontology annotation, biological process: endocytosis; establishment or maintenance of cell polarity; Cdc42 protein signal transduction. Gene Ontology annotation, cellular component: dendritic spine. Lineage: Eukaryota; Metazoa; Chordata; Actinopteri; Syngnathiformes; Syngnathidae.